This is a messenger RNA of Trypanosoma conorhini, 1011 nucleotides long. RefSeq lists its product as uncharacterized. Bases 1 to 1011 code for a protein of 336 amino acids. The record is from RefSeq and is a predicted model, not a curated record. NCBI's taxonomy places the organism in Eukaryota, Euglenozoa, Kinetoplastea, Trypanosomatida, Trypanosomatidae. The transcript has a single exon.
AUGCGCGUCUCCGCUGCCCGUCGCGCGCUUCCAACGCACGCGGCGUCGCUGCGCGGCGAUCUGGAGCGCUUCAUUUAUCCCCUCGCCCGCCAGCAGCAGCAGCAGCAGCAGCAGCAGCAGAGAGGCAGCCGCCCACGCCCCCUGGCGGAGAUCCGUGAGCGGGGCCCUGCCGCGGGCCUCAGCGCCCGCACUGGCCGCACCCCCGGGCUUCGAAUGCCCAUCACGUACUUUUCGGACCACAUGAACGCCCUGCUAAACCGGCCGCUUGACUCCGACGUCGGUAUUGAUGCGACGGUGCCGCUGUACCGUUGCCCCAUCUGCUGCUGUGUGCGCGGAGCCACGGAGGAAGCAGGCGAUGGUGUUUUGCAGGUGCCGUGGAUGACGCCGCCGGAAAUGACGCGGCACAUGAGUUGGCUGCACGCCUCCACCGGGGCUGCGCAGUCCAGCUUUGCGGCCUUCAAUGCGCUAGAAAUGCGGCGCCUGUUCCAGGCGCUUCCGUCGUCUGCGAAUGACGUGAGUGGCGAGGAGGGGAAUCUCCCGCUACCGCGCGUGGUGGUGCUUCUUGAUGUGGCGAACCUUGAACUCGGCACGGAGGACGUCUUGGUCGGGCUGUUAAAGAACUGGGAGUGCGUUCAGUUUUUUAGUCGCGUCGCCUGUGCAUUUGUCUGCGUGCACGAGGUGUUUAUUUCACACACCUCGCGCCCGGGUCACAUCUUCUAUCACCUCUCACGGAUGCAUCCACACUCGGACCUCUACACCGUCUACGCCGCGACGCGAAAGGAGUCGGGGGACCUCGUCUCUGCCGCAGUGAUGGGCGAGUUGCUGCUGCAGAAUGUGCGGGGGUGCGGCCCGGCGGUGGUGCUGCUCACGAGGGACGUGGUGCAGAAGUCGUGUGUGGCGGAGAUGUUCAGCGGGGUUGCGGGCAAAGCUGGGCGCGUGUACGUGCCGCGCUUCACGACCGCCAGCAUUCUUCAGAGCCUGCGGGAGGCAAAUAAUGCCAGCAUGGGAUGA